Molecule: messenger RNA, 774 nt
Organism: Rodentolepis nana
Lineage: Eukaryota; Metazoa; Platyhelminthes; Cestoda; Cyclophyllidea; Hymenolepididae
Source: the annotation of a GenBank genome assembly
AUGAUGUCCAGAUCGGGCGGUGUUGUUAGAAUUCUACUUGUUGGAGAACCUCUUGUCGGAAAGACCACUCUUGUGUUAUCUCUCGUGAGUGAGGAAUUUUCCCCCGAGGUUCCGGCUCUCUCUAAUGAGAUUACUAUACCUGCUUCUGUGACUCCCGAGCAAGUUCCAACCGAGAUAGUUGAUUUUUCGGCUCGUAUUCAAUCUCAUGACCAACUUAUUCAUGAAAUUCGACUAGCCUCUGUCGUAUGUCUUGUAUAUGCCCUUGAUGAUGAUAAUUUUCUUCACCAUAUCACUUCUAAGUGGUUACCUUUGAUUCGAUCUUGUUAUACUGAAAAUGAACAAAGAGUUCCAGUUGUUCUUGUCGGCAACAAACUUGAUCUGGUAUCAACAAGCAAAAUGGAGGUCGUACUCCCGCUCAUGGAAAAUUUUCCAGAGAUUGAAACUUGCAUCGAAUGUUCGGCAAAAUCUCUUCGCAAUCUCGGUGAAACCUUCUGGUUUGCUCAGAAGGCAGUGCUAUAUCCAACUUCACCUCUGUAUAACGCUGAAAUUAAGGAACUAACACCUGAGUGUGUUUGCGCUCUAUCGCGAAUAUUUCGCAUCUGUGAUGUUGACAAUGACGGCUAUUUAUCGGACAAGGAGUUGGAAGCCUUUCAGGAACGGUGCUUCGGUAUUCCCUUAACUUCUCAAUCCCUUACGGAUGUGAAACAGCUCAUUCGCAAUUCUACCGCUGGUGGGGUAACGGUUAAUGGGGUUACUCUCAAAGGUUCGUUCUGA